GUUUAAAUAACCAUUUAUAACUUGAUUUUAAAUAAUGAUAUCGUUGUUCUGAAUUUUUACUUCUUGACAUUUUCUAUUCUAAGAAAUUCAUAAAUAAUUAUAGUCAAAUUAUUAUAAAAAAUAAAAAAAGGAGAAAGGACAAGAAAAUAGGGAGUUUAAAGGAUAAUGUAAUUUUUUUUUUUAAAAUAAAUAAUGUUAUACAAACACUUGGCAUGUGGCGCUCACCAUUCGACUACUCUCCAAUUGAUCCCGGGAUGACUAGGAAUUACCCAAACUACCUCCAGCAUGCUGAAAUGGCUAUUGAGAACAACAUAGAUUAUGAAGUAAGAUGGGAGCGAACUUUUGUUGAACAUGUUGAAGAUUUCCUUUCUAAGUGGGAGCGGGCAAGAUCAUUCGGAUAUAAUGAGGGGACAAUCCUCUUGAUAUACCACCUUUUAAGCACUAUGCGACCUCAAUGGAGAGACGUGACUUACUUCGUGAGGGAUAUGGAUUAUGAGUUAUAUUUGGAAGAAGAUUGGGACAAUAUUGAUUUUAAAGGAUACUGUGAGGAUAUCAUAAUUUCAUGGAAUCACAGACAACAAGUACCAGCACCCGAACCAGAGCCAGAGCCAGAGCCAAAGGAGGACCCGGAGGAGGAAUCGGAAGAGGACCCAGAGGAAGAUAUUGAACCAGAGUUGGAAGACCCUAAGAAGGAAAUGCAACCACAAAAUUUCGUUGAUUUGAUUGCAGAUUCCGAGUCAGAGUCAUGCACUACUUCAGAGAUGAGAUGCCAUAAAAGAAGAUUUUUUUCAGGACACAGGGGGAUUAGGAUUAAGUGUUAUUUAUUUACUUAGGAAAAGUUUAAUUGUUUAGUUGAUUUUGAAGAGCACAUUAUUAUAUGUAAGGAUUUGAAAAUUUAUAUUUUUAAAAUUCUUCGUUAUUACAAAGAUUAUUAAUAAUAUUAUGUUGUUUUAUUAAA
Molecule: messenger RNA, 958 nt
Organism: Olea europaea var. sylvestris
Lineage: Eukaryota; Viridiplantae; Streptophyta; Magnoliopsida; Lamiales; Oleaceae
Exons: 2
Coding region: 213-833 (206 amino acids)
Source: RefSeq, a predicted model, not a curated record